AUGGACCUACACCUGGCCAAGGCCAAGACCACCAGUGAUGGUGGUAGCAUCUCUGAAAUAACACAAUUAAGAAGGGGGAAAAAUCCUGCUGGGGAACAGCAGUCAGAGAGAGAAGUGGGAAUAUAUGACAACAACAACUCUGCAGACACCAAGGUCCAGCAGAACGACCUCAUUCUUCUGGAGCCCCACGAGGAGCUGGCGAUAUGCAAGUACUACGAAAAGCGGUUGCUGGACUUCUGCGCCGUCUUCAAGCCUGCCAUGCCGAGAUCUGUGGUGGGAACAGCUUGCAUGUAUUUCAAACGCUUUUACCUCAAUAACUCAGUGAUGGAGUAUCAUCCUCGGAUAAUAAUGCUCACAUGUGCAUUUUUGGCCUGUAAAGUAGAUGAAUUUAACGUCUCCAGUGCACAGUUUGUUGGUAACCUUCGAGAAAGCCCUCUUGGACAGGAGAAAGCACUUGAACAAAUACUGGAAUAUGAACUACUGCUUAUUCAGCAACUGAACUUCAAUCUUAUCGUCCACAAUCCAUACAGGCCAUUUGAGGGAUUUCUAAUCGACUUGAAGACUCGCUAUCCAAUACUGGAGAAUCCUGAAGUUUUGAGGAAGACAGCUGAUGACUUCCUCAAUCGAGUGGCUCUGACAGAUGCGUAUCUGCUCUUUACUCCCUCACAGAUAGCUCUCACUGCCAUAUUAUCUAGUGGUUCAAGAGCAGGAAUUAACAUGGAAAGUUAUUUAUCAGAAAGUCUUACGCUGAAAGAAAAGAGAACAUCCUUAACCAACCUACUAGAUGGCAUGAAAUGCAUGAAAAGUCUCAUAAAGAAAUACGAACUGCCAAGGCCUGAAGAGGUUGCUGCUCUAAAACAGAAAUUAGAGAAGUGUCACAGCUUGGAGCUUUCACUUAAUACAAACAUGAAGAAGAGGAAAGGUUACGAAGAUGAUGAGUAUGUCGCGAAGAGAUCUAAAAUGGAUGAGGAAGAGUGGACUGAUGAUGAUCUUGUGGACUAA
Messenger RNA from Charadrius vociferus (killdeer), 1002 nucleotides. RefSeq names its product cyclin H (gene CCNH). Gene Ontology annotation, cellular component: transcription factor TFIIK complex; nucleus. Gene Ontology annotation, biological process: regulation of transcription by RNA polymerase II; regulation of cyclin-dependent protein serine/threonine kinase activity; DNA-templated transcription. Gene Ontology annotation, molecular function: cyclin-dependent protein serine/threonine kinase regulator activity. The transcript is spliced from 9 exons. The record is from RefSeq and is a predicted model, not a curated record. Lineage: Eukaryota; Metazoa; Chordata; Aves; Charadriiformes; Charadriidae. The coding region runs from base 1 to 1002 and encodes 333 amino acids.